Mercenaria mercenaria is the source of this 906-nucleotide messenger RNA. RefSeq lists its product as uncharacterized. The record is from RefSeq and is a predicted model, not a curated record. The transcript has a single exon. Lineage: Eukaryota; Metazoa; Mollusca; Bivalvia; Venerida; Veneridae. The coding region runs from base 1 to 906 and encodes 301 amino acids.
AUGGCUGUACUGAUAGGAGUACGAUGUUUAACCUUUGUACAAGAUCAAAUGAAAAUGCAAAUUGAUGAAGUUCAUCUGUUCACAGAUUCUCAGUGUGCAUUAAAAUGGAUUAUGUCAACAAAACAGCUUCCAGGGUUUGUUAAAAAUAGGGUCAAAGAAAUAAAGGAACACAAGAAUAUCAUCUUCCAUUUUGUGAAAUCUAAUGACAAUCCUGCUGAUAUAGCCAGUCGAGGUUGUUCAACAGAAGAUCUUGUGAAAAGUUAUUCAUGGUGGCAUGGUCCCGAGUGGCUUUUGCAUGACAUUUCCAAAUGGCCAGUAUUAGACCAGUUGUCUAAUACUGAAGAUGAUGAGACUAACAAACCAAAGACCAUCGAAAACGAUGAGAAAGAAAACAACAUCAGUGAAAAUUUGAGUUUUUCAGCGUUUGGAGCAAUUAACGACUAUUUUCCAACAUCUGUCCCAUUUGGGAUAAAUCCAAUGAAAUAUUCUUCAGUGACGAAAUUGUUAAGUGUCACAGCAUAUGUGAGAAGAUUCAUAGGUAAAAUGAAAAAAGAAAAAUACAGUUCACGAAGUCUCACUUCAAAAGAAAUUCAAGAAGCUGAAGAUAUGUGGAUUAAACAUGUGCAACAUACGAAUUUUUCUGAAGUGUAUGAAUCCCUCAUCGGAAAGAAAAAAUGCAAUCUGCAAUUGCAACUUGGUGUGUUCAUCGAUAAGAAUGGUCUUUUAAGAUGUAAAGGCCGUUUAGAGAAUGCCAGUUUAACGGAGUCUGCAAGAAAUCCGUUACUACUACCACGCGAUGACUCUUUCACAGUGUUAAUCGUAGAAAGAGAACAUAAACGUUUGUUUCAUUCAGGUGUCUCUCAAACUCUAAGUCAACUUAGACAUCGUUAUUGGAUCCCUAGUUGA